UUGCUAAUAAUCAUGUGUUUGCUGCAUGGAUUUGUUGUGAUCUGCAUUCAUAACUUGAGUUUCCAGUAUCUGUCAGAGGAUGUGAGGAGCGUUCAGAUGCAUGGAAAAAGAUUUCUUUCUUCUUUUUAUGCACACUACCAUUUAUAGAAGCUCCUGGUGAAGUCUGUUGCAACACCUAAAUAAGCAAAAUGUCUCACUACACAGAUGAGCCACGCUUCACCAUCGAACAGAUCGACCUGCUGCAGAGACUGCGGCAUACAGGUAUGACCAAACCCGAGAUCGUGCACGCACUGGACACCCUGGAGCGACUCGACCGUGAGCACGGGGACAAGUUCAGCCGGCGCGGCCCGUCGGACUCCAACGCCACCAACAGCACCACCUCCAGCACUACACCCACCUCAAAUAACACUAGCAACGCCACCAUGGCGACCUCCUCCACCACCUCCACAGCAACGCAAACGCAGUUCCACGGUAAUUUAUCGCCGUCGCCCAGCAACAGUUACGCCACGUCUCCACCCGCCGUCUUACCCUCGCCGGUCUCUCUGGUUGCCAUGGCGCAGAAUGGGCGGGACGCUUUGGCGGCGACGCCCAAUGGGAAGCUGUCGCCAAACCGUUACCCGGUGAACAGUGCGGCGGCCGUGAGAUCGUAUGGGCUGGAGGGGUCAGAGGAGGACCUGGAUAUAGACGACAAGGUGGAGGAGCUCAUGAGGCGAGACGGCACCCUGGUGAAGGAGGAAAUCAAAGCCUUUCUGGGCAACAGACGCAUCUCACAGGCCGUGGUGGCUCAGGUCACAGGCAUCAGUCAGAGCAGAAUCUCUCACUGGCUCCUCCAGCAGGGCUCAGAUCUCAGCGAACAGAAGAAACGAGCUUUCUAUCGCUGGUACCAGCUAGAGAAGACAACACCAGGUGCCACAUUAAAUAUGCGGCCCACCCCUGUAUCUCUGGAUGAGAUGGAGUGGCGUCAGACUCCGCCCCCCAUAAGCUCCGCCCCUGGAAGCUUUCGUCUGCGCCGAGGCAGUCGAUUCACCUGGAGGAAGGAAUGUCUUGCUGUGAUGGAGAGCUAUUUCAGUGAUAAUCAAUAUCCAGAUGAAGCCAAACGAGAAGAAAUCGCCAACGCCUGCAACGCUGUCAUUCAGAAACCAGGAAAGAAGUUGUCUGACUUGGAAAGAGUCACAUCAUUGAAAGUCUACAACUGGUUUGCCAACCGACGCAAAGAGAUCAAGAGGAGGGCCAAUAUUGGGUCUUUUUUCCAAGAAGCCACAAUCUUGGAGAGUCACGGGAUCGAUGUGCAGAGUCCCGGAGGACACUCCAACAGCGACGAUGUCGACGCGAACGACUACAACGAGCAGGGUUGUGAUGUUACCUAUUUUGAAAAGAGAGGUGUGAACAGACCCUUUGGUUACUACCGUCUGGAGCCCACCUCACCAACACAGGAUGACGCCGGCAAUCACGCAGACCACCAGGACCCCAUCUCUCUCGCCGUGGAGAUGGCAGCUGUCAAUCACAGCAUCCUCGCCCUGUCCCAUCCGGGAGGCGGGGCCAGUGAAAUCAAGACAGAGUCACUGGAUGACGACUGAGGAAGAGCGCAGGAUGAAGAGGAUCGAUGAGUGCGUGCGUGUGUGUUCAUGGAGCAAUGACCAAAUCAGCUCCAUUUGGCCUGCCAUCAACACUCCUACUGAACCACUAAACACACCCAGAGUCAACGACACGCACUCUUGACAGGAACUGAUAAGUGGAAGGUCGUUGCACGAUGUUUCGGCCAUCACCUACGGCUCUUAUUUAACCCUUGCCGACCCAAACCUCGUACCUCAUUCCAGUAACUUGUAUAAUGUUUGGUGUGCUUCCUGUCCGUGUGCUCCAGUGACCCUCAUUCCCACAGAUAAGCUAAAGGCAGAUGGUUUAGGAGAGAGGCGAGUCUCAGCAAAUUUCUGCUCUGGAUCCAUGAUCUCCUCCAUUCCCACUACAGAUGCUCUCAGUUCACAGGUUUAACGUUUCUACUUUACUUUUGUAAGGGAUUUCAUCAAACAGCAAUUGGGUGAAUCUCAUGAAAACUGUCAAGAACACAUUUCACCACAGAGUGAAAGAAAAAUUUAUAUAGCAGCAAUUGGGUGAAUCUCAUGAAAACGGUCAAGAACACAUUUCACCACAAAGUGAAAGAGAAAUUAAUAU
Molecule: messenger RNA, 2169 nt
Organism: Sinocyclocheilus rhinocerous
Lineage: Eukaryota; Metazoa; Chordata; Actinopteri; Cypriniformes; Cyprinidae
Product: homeobox-containing protein 1-like
Exons: 10
Coding region: 189-1577 (462 amino acids)
Biological process (GO): positive regulation of DNA-templated transcription
Cellular component (GO): nucleus
Molecular function (GO): double-stranded telomeric DNA binding
Source: RefSeq, a predicted model, not a curated record